Molecule: messenger RNA, 1671 nt
Organism: Sphaeroforma arctica JP610
Lineage: Eukaryota; Ichthyosporea; Ichthyophonida
Exons: 3
Source: RefSeq, a predicted model, not a curated record
GUGGAAUCGGCGGCUGCAUGCCGGCUGCCGGUCAUAGCACCGCCACCAGAACCGCCCGCAAGAGAUAUCAUACUGUGCUCACGAAUGGUGGAUGUGCAGGAGGAGAGGCCGCAGUUCGCGGCUUCUUUGAUAGUCAACUGGGAGGAAGAUCGUUACACCAUCAAGCACGUGCCUGCUGCGGAGUUUGACGAGGCAUACGGGGUUCUAUUCUCACUGGUCACCGGGCCAAUGCCCGACAGCAGACGCAGGCACGUGCGGUCCACGGUCAAACGCGUCGCAAACACGCUCAAUACACUGGAUAGGCAGCAACCACGUGGCAGCGAUGAGUUGGAGUUCGUGCACGAGCACACAUUCGACGACCCAGCGACGUCACACGACCACAAAGCCUAUGAUACGGCGUUAGUCACUAAGCCAAUGGGCUGGACGGAUGUGGAUACGAUGCAGAAGCUGUAUGGAGCGGUGCUGGCAGAAAUCAAUAGUGAUUGAUGAGUAGUUCAUUAGUGCAUGAGGACUUGAAUCUCUGGAGUAUGGAGCGAGUAGUCGUUAGCUGGAUAUUCGGAACUUAUUGACACUAGAGGUGUAUUUUUACCAGUAGAGAUAGUCGGGUAGCGUGGGUUUGCGAAGAGGUUCCUCAGGCGCAUUGCGGGUGCGACGCGUGUGCUGGAGACGUAUUAGCCUGUUGGUGUCUAUUGCAAAAUGACUAUAAUGUAGCACUAUACUGUAGCACAACGUCCAUGGGGCAAACAUGUGUCAAGCAGAUAGUAGCUUUGCUGCAGAGUGUUAUGUGGGUUCGGUGUAUUGUAUCGAAUCCAUGACUCAGAAGACCGAGAACCCCCUGUGCAAAUAGUUCGAUUCAGUUGUGUCUAGUACAUGCAUAUCUUGGGUCAGAAGCUACAUUAGGAGCGACUAGGUUGCAUUGCGUUCGAACUGCCUGCAGGGCUUGUAAAAUGUAUACACUACAGAUACAUAUGGUGUGAUAUGCCAGCACCCGUCAGUAGAAAUUAUUCGUCAGUGGUUUUGACGGGCCGAACCCCCGAUCCACUAUAUGAAUUAUACUAUGGUUUUCAUUUUCACUUAGCCAAAGUUCAGCGAAAUCUUUCGGGCAAUGAACCUAUAUGUAUGUAGUCAGUCGAUAGCUAGUUGAAUAAGUAUCUGGCAUGAUGAAUUGGUCAAUGUAUACCAAUGGUUCCUUACUUACCGACGAAUGUAAUGCCAACCAAUCCGAUGCCAUCGGGGCCGGAGUGCGCUGUUCGCUCGCGGAAAUGAAAAUCAAUACGUUAGGAGAAAGCUCCAUCCUGGCACCUCUCAUUUCGAGUACCACUCAUACUCUUGAGAUUUUAGUCUCGUUUUUCCUCAUAUGCAUGAUACACUUCGCAGAUCACGAUACGUCUUCCGAUCACUUCUUCGAAAUAGGUGCUCAAGGAGAUCAAGAUAUACAACAAUAGUCUGGAGCCGUACCGAAUGUUCGAUACUUCACAAUAUCUAUCAUGAAAGGAGAGAGCUUUUGUUCUGGGCCAGGUUCGUUGAGCAUCUUUGGCAUAGGAAGGCUCUACUUGGCUGCUACAACUCUUGUCAUUAAAAUAGAAACGCGGCGUAUGACAUUCGUAUGUGUGGCGAGAGAGCAUUUUGACUGAAAUUAAAAUCCAGAUUCGUUACUGCUGAACUCAUGGC